This is a messenger RNA of Erinaceus europaeus (western European hedgehog), 2940 nucleotides long. RefSeq names its product dimethylglycine dehydrogenase (gene DMGDH). Gene Ontology annotation, cellular component: mitochondrion. Gene Ontology annotation, molecular function: oxidoreductase activity; protein binding. The record is from RefSeq and is a predicted model, not a curated record. The transcript is spliced from 16 exons. The coding region runs from base 33 to 2603 and encodes 856 amino acids. Lineage: Eukaryota; Metazoa; Chordata; Mammalia; Eulipotyphla; Erinaceidae.
AGGCCUUGCGGCAGGUGCCGGUCGGCUCAGCUAUGCUCAGGCUGGGCGCGCAGAGGCUGCGGGGCUCCCCUGGCCUCCCGCGCUGGCUCAGCACACGCCAAGGAGAGGAAAAGCAACCCUUAUCUACAGAAACCAGAUGGAAAGAGAAAGCAGAGACGGUGAUCAUUGGAGGUGGCUGUGUAGGCGUGAGUCUGGCUUAUCAUCUGGCCAAAGCAGGGAUGAAGGAUGUGGUUCUUCUAGAGAAAUCAGAGCUCACAGCUGGAUCUACUUGGCAUGCAGCAGGUCUAACAACUUACUUUCAUCCUGGAAUAAACUUGAAGAAAAUACAUUAUGAUAGCAUCAAACUCUACGAGAGACUUGAAGAAGAGACUGGGCAGGCGGUGGGAUUUCAUCAGCCAGGCAGUAUUCGAAUUGCUACAACCCCUGUGAGGGUGGAUGAAUUUAAGUAUCAAAUGACCCGAACUGGCUGGCAUGCGACAGAACAGUACAUUAUUGGACCUGAAAAAAUUCAAGAGAUGUUCCCUUUACUCAACAUGAAUAAGGUUUUAGCUGGACUGUAUAACCCCGGCGAUGGCCACAUUGAUCCUUAUUCUCUAACGAUGGCUCUGGCUGCUGGGGCUAGGAAAUAUGGUGCCCUUUUAAAAUACCCUGCACCAGUGACUUCUUUGAAAGCCAGGUCAGAUGGAACAUGGGAGGUUGAGACACCACAGGGACCUGUGACAGCCAACAGGAUUGUGAAUGCUGCAGGAUUUUGGGCUCGUGAAAUAGGCAAGAUGGUUGGACUAGAGCAUCCUCUCAUCCCAGUGCAACACCAGUAUGUCGUCACAUCGACCAUACCCGAAGUGAAAGCGCUAAAAAGAGAACUCCCUGUGCUCCGGGACCUGGAAGGCUCUUACUACCUCCGGCAGGAAAGAGACGGACUUCUGUUUGGUCCCUAUGAAAGUCAGGAGAAAAUGAAGGUUCAGGACUCCUGGGUCAGCAGUGGGGUUCCUUCAGGGUUCGGGAAAGAGCUCUUUGAGUCUGAUUUGGAUCGAAUUAUGGAGCAUGUCGAAGCUGCAAUGGAGACAGUCCCAGUGUUGAGGAAGGCCGACAUCAUCAAUAUCGUCAACGGUCCUAUCACCUACUCCCCGGACAUUCUGCCUAUGGUGGGCCCCCAUCAGGGGGUUAGGAACUACUGGGUGGCUAUCGGCUUUGGAUAUGGCAUAAUCCACGCUGGUGGUGUAGGGAAAUACCUCAGUGACUGGAUCCUGCAUGGAGAACCACCUUUUGAUCUGAUAGAAUUGGAUCCCAAUCGCUAUGGCAAAUGGACAACGACUCAGUAUACAGAGGCCAAAGCACGAGAAUCAUAUGGAUUCAACAACAUUGUUGGUUAUCCUAAGGAAGAACGUUUUGCCGGGAGACCGACUCAACGAGUCAGUGGGCUUUAUGAGACCCUGGAGUCCAAGUGUUCCAUGGGGUUCCAUGCAGGGUGGGAGCAGCCACACUGGUUCUACAGACCAGGCCAGGACACGCAGUAUCGGCCAAGUUUUCGCCGCACAAACUGGUUUGAGCCUGUGGGUUCUGAGUAUAAACAGGUCAUACAAAAAGUAGGGGUGAUUGACCUAACACCAUUUGGGAAGUUUACCAUCAAAGGCCAAGACUCCAUUCGACUGUUGGACCGUCUCUUUGCAAAUGUUAUUCCAAAGGUGGGUUUUACAAACAUAAGCCACAUGUUAACACCAAAAGGCCGAGUGUAUGCUGAGCUGACGGUUUCUCAUCGGUCUUCUGGGCAGUUUCUGUUAAUAACAGGUUCUGGCUCAGAGCUGCAUGAUCUCCGAUGGAUUGAAGAAGAGGCAAUCAGAGGCAGAUACGAUGUUGACAUUCAGAACAUUACUGAUGAGCUUGGGGUCCUUGGAGUUGCAGGACCUUAUGCAAGACAGGUUCUGCAGAAACUGACCUCUGCAGAUCUUAGUGAUGGUGUUUUUAAGUUUCUUCAAACCAAGUCUUUAAAGAUUUCCAACAUUCCCGUCACCGCUAUUAGAAUAUCUUAUACAGGUGAGCUGGGCUGGGAGCUGUAUCACAGGCGAGAAGAUUCCGCAGCGCUUUAUAAAGCCAUCAUGAACGCAGGCGAGGAGGAAGGGAUUGGCAACUUUGGAACUUACGCUAUGAAUGCCUUGCGACUGGAGAAAGCCUUCAGAGCCUGGGGGUCGGAGAUGAACUGUGACACAAACCCCUUGGAAGCCGGGCUGGACUAUUUUGUAAAACUAAAUAAGCCAGCAGACUUCAUAGGAAAGCAAGCACUGAAACAGAUUAAAGCCGAGGGGCUGAAACGGAGACUCGUCUGCCUCACCUUGACAACGGACAAUGUUGAUCCAGAGGGAAAUGAAAGCGUCUGGUUUGACGGCAAGGUGGUCGGUAACACCACGUCCGGAUGCUACAGCUAUGGCGUCCAGAAGAGUCUGGCUUUCGCGUAUGUCCCGUUGGAGCUGAGUCAAGUGGGACAACAAGUGCAAGUUGAACUACUAGGUGAAAACUAUCCAGCAGUCGUCACACAAGAGCCCUUGGUACUGACAGAGCCAACCAGGAAUCGGCUACAGAAAAAAGGUGGAAAGGACAAAAUAUAAAUCAGACUUUUAGCAGCACCUGAAGUACAGAUACUGUCAGAACUGAGGUCUUGAGAGAACGGGCACCAAAAUAUUUCUUUUCAAAAUCAUACAAAUCUAGAUUUAGAUUGAAAUCUGUUUCUUAUCUGCUUUCUAAGCAAGGCAGAAUAAUGAACUAUUGAUUUAUAUUGUCCCUUUAAAUGAAAUUUUGAAUGAAUGUUAUUAUUGCCUGAAACAUAGCCAGCAGAAUAGGUAUUUGCUACAUAUGAUGAUUAUAAAUAGAUUAAAAUAUAUCCUAUAAGUUUAGGAACAUAUGCAAGCACUCUAGCAAAAAUAAAUCGUUUAACAUGAAAAACAA